Molecule: messenger RNA, 1998 nt
Organism: Rhododendron vialii
Lineage: Eukaryota; Viridiplantae; Streptophyta; Magnoliopsida; Ericales; Ericaceae
Product: pentatricopeptide repeat-containing protein At1g34160
Exons: 1
Coding region: 129-1865 (578 amino acids)
Biological process (GO): RNA modification
Molecular function (GO): zinc ion binding; RNA binding; protein binding
Source: RefSeq, a predicted model, not a curated record
CCCGAAAAUUGAAAGGAACCUUCUGGUGGGUGUGAAGAGGUGAAAACAAGUGUGAAUUUAGAACUUCCCCUAGUUCCACUUCCUCUGGCCUUUGGAGCCUCUCUCCCCCUCCGUUGCAUGGCAUUGGCAUGGCCUUCGUCGACUCACUCCUCCAAAACUGCCACUCCCUCUCCCACAUCAAGCAACUCCACGCCCACCUCACCACCACCGGCCUCUUCCCCUUCCACCGCUCGAAACUCCUCGACCGCUGCGCCACCUCCCCCUCCCCCUCCCUCUCUCUCCUCCCCUACGCCACCUUCGUCUUCCGCCACACCCCCUUCCCCUCCACCAACGACUACAACGCCAUAAUCCGCGGCCUCGCCCUCACCCCGACCCCCACCCGCGCCCUCACCUGCUACCUCCACAUGUCACGUGCCCCAACAACAACGACAAAACCCGACGCCCUCACCUGCUCCUUCGCCCUCAAGGCCUGCGCCCGCGCCCUCGCCCUUCCCGAGGCCGCCCAGAUUCACUCCCAAGUCACUCGAUUCGGUUUCGGGCUCGACGCACUGUUGCAGACCACGUUGCUGGACGUGUACGCCAAGGCGGGCGAUCUGGACGGCGCGCGCAAGGUGUUCGAGGAAAUGGCUAGCAGGAGGGAUAUCGCGAGCUGGAACGCGUUGAUUGCCGGGUUGGCGCAGGGGAGCAGGCCGAGCGAGGCGCUGGAGAUGUUCAAGAGAGCUGGGUCGGAGGGUUUGAGGGCGAACGAGGUCACGGUUUUGGGUGCCCUCUCGGCUUGCUCGCAGCUGGGUGCUACAAGAGAGGGUGAGAAGAUAUGGGAGUACGUUAGGGGCGAGGGGUUGGAUUUGAACGUGCAGGUUUGCAACGCGGCGAUCGACAUGUACGCGAAGUGUGGGUUUGUGGACAAGGCUUAUCAAAUUUUCGAGCGUGUUUGUAGGAAGAGUCUUGUUACGUGGAAUACGAUGAUCAUGGCGUUGGCAAUGCACGGGGAUGGCCGUAGGGCGAUGGAGCUUUUUGAGGAAAUGGGUCGAUUCGGGGUGUGUCCGGAUAGUGUGAGCUACCUCGCGGCGUUAUGUGCUUGUAACCAUGCUGGACUGGUGGAUGAGGGGUUUAGGUUGUUCAAUUCGAUGGCGGGGCGUGGAGUGAGUCCUAAUGUGAAGCAUUACGGCAGUGUGGUUGAUUUGUUGGGUAGGGCCGGACGGCUUGAAGAUGCUUUUGAGAUCGUGAGAUCGAUGCCAGUGGUCCCUGAUGUGGUGCUUUGGCAGACUUUGCUAGGGGCGUGCAAGACUUACGGGAACGUCGAUAUGGCAGAGCAAGUCUCUAGGAAGCUUGUGGAGAUGGGUUCCAACAGUUGCGGGGAUUUCGUGUUGUUGUCCAACGUAUAUGCAGCACUCGAGAGGUGGGACGAUGUGGGGAGGGUGAGAGAAGCGAUGAAGAACAGAGACGUUAAGAAGGUUCCAGGGUUUAGUUAUACUGAAGUGGAGGGUGUGGUGCACAAAUUUCUCAACGGCGAUCAAAGCCAUCCGAGUUGGCAGGAGAUCUAUCAGAAGCUCGAGGAGGUUAGGUUUAGGAUUGAGGCAUACGGGUAUGUGCCGGAGACGAAUUAUGUGUUGCAUGAUAUAGGGCAGGAGGACAAAGAGAAUGCAUUGUGUUAUCAUAGUGAGAAGUUAGCUGUGGCUUUCGGUUUGAUUAGUAUUAGCGAGCAUGCUCCAAUUCAAGUGAUAAAAAAUCUUAGAAUUUGUGGGGAUUGUCAUGCUGUGAUCAAACUGAUUUCGAAGAUUUAUGAGAGGGAAAUUAUUGUGAGGGAUCGAGCUCGGUUUCAUAGAUUCAAGCAGGGAUCCUGUUCCUGCAGAGAUUAUUGGUAAGAUUAAUUGAUUUGUUGUGCUUUAAAUUUGUUACUGUAUAUCGUUGUUGACAUCUAAAUAGAGAUCUAGGCACCAUGUACAAGCAAUUCGUUCAACAGAAACCAAUAACUUUAGAGCAUGCUCUGUGAAAUUA